Molecule: messenger RNA, 699 nt
Organism: Nannochloropsis gaditana CCMP526
Exons: 2
Source: RefSeq, a predicted model, not a curated record
UUCCUGAUCCAUCGGUUCCCCGCCGUCCUCCUUCAUUGCGACCCUGGGCAGGGAAAGACGCCCCUCCAUUUUCUGUGUGAGGGAGGAAGGGAGGGAGGGAGGGAGGGGGGGGGGGAAGAAAGGGAGGCUGCCCUCGCGCUUGCAUUGCGAGAAGGCAUUGAGGCCUUAUGGAUCAGGGAUAAGGAGGGAAGAACCCCCCAGGAGCUAGCUGAGGAGCCCUCGGUGUCCUUGGUUCUGUACACGGCUGGUAUUCAGUAUCAGACACUGCAGGCGCAGCUGGGAUGGGAAGGAAAAAGGGAGGGAGGAAGCAAGGAAGGGAGGGAGGGAGGGAGGGAGGGAGGGAAAAAGGGCGCAGAAGACAGCAGGUUUUGCCAACGAAGCGUGGUUGUGCUCGGGGACGAUGCGGCAGGUGGGAAGGAGCGCAUGGAGGAGGAAGAAAGGGAAAAGAGAGAGAGUGGGAGAGGUGUCAGAGAAGAGGAGGGACGGGCUCUUUUGUUGAUACUGAGAGGCUCUUCACUUCCUCUUCUCACUCCAGGCAUCGCAUACCUGCGCUCCCUCCUCCUCCCUCCUGGGGCCUGUGCCCCCUCCGCCUCCUCGGACUGUAUCACCCACGACAUUGUCCUCCUUCCUCCCUCUUGCCCUUCCUCACCCCGCCUCGAGACCUCCGGGGGAGGGAGGGAGCGGGACCUCCAGUCCCCA